This is a messenger RNA of Symbiodinium necroappetens, 840 nucleotides long. NCBI's taxonomy places the organism in Eukaryota, Dinophyceae, Suessiales, Symbiodiniaceae. The record is from the annotation of a GenBank genome assembly.
AUGGAGUAUCAGAAUAUUGUAGUGGCACCGACGCCAGGUGUUGGCGCGUUUAUCAGUGGUGUUGAUCUGUCUGAGUUCGAUGACGCCAGCUUGAUUGAGCUGAAAAAAGCAUUUGCGGAAUACGGUGUGCUGUUCUUUCGCGAUCAGCAGCUUGAUGAAAGCAAACACAUUGCCUUAGCCAGGCGUUGGGGUGAGAUCAACAUCAACAGGUUUUUCACCCCGGUUCCCGGUUACCCAGAAAUAGCGCAGGUACUUAAAGAACCUGAACAGACCGCUAAUAUAGGUGGUGGCUGGCACACUGACCACUCUUACGAUCAGGAGCCAGCGCUGGGUUCUAUGCUCUACGCAAAAGAGGUGCCACCGGCAGGUGGCGAUACACUUUUUGCAAACUGCGCCGCUGCCUAUGAGGCUUUGUCUCCCGGUAUGCGCGCAACACUGGCUGGUUUGCGUGCGGUACAUUCGUCGCGUCACGUUUUUGGUGAAAGUUCAUCUUACUCAAAUGAAAUGUCGGGACGACUGGGAAAUGCUGAAGCAGCAACACAGGAUGCGGUCCACCCGGUGGUGAUCAAACAUCCACUAUCGGGUCGAAAAACGUUAUACGUAAAUCCUGCAUUUACGCUGCACUUCGAAGGUUGGACGGCGGUUGAGUCCAUGCCGCUUUUACAGCAGCUGUAUAAUCACAUGAUGCGCGCUGAGUUCACUUACCGUCUGCAGUGGGCGCCUGGCACCCUGGCUUUCUGGGAUAAUCGUGCAACCUGGCACUAUGCGCUGAAUGACUAUCAGGGUGAGCGUCGGCUGAUGCACAGAAUUACCCUGGAUGGCGGGCGAAUUGCAGCUUAG